Messenger RNA from Endocarpon pusillum Z07020, 3060 nucleotides. RefSeq lists its product as uncharacterized. Gene Ontology annotation, molecular function: inositol hexakisphosphate binding. Lineage: Eukaryota; Fungi; Ascomycota; Eurotiomycetes; Verrucariales; Verrucariaceae. The record is from RefSeq and is a predicted model, not a curated record. The coding region runs from base 1 to 3060 and encodes 1019 amino acids. Gene Ontology annotation, cellular component: plasma membrane; Golgi apparatus; cytoplasm. Gene Ontology annotation, biological process: phosphate ion transport; cellular response to phosphate starvation. The transcript has 3 exons.
AUGAAGUUUGCGAAGGAGCUCGAGGAGCAGCUGGUUCCGGAGUGGAGGGUCAAGUAUCUGGACUACAAGAAAGGCAAAAAGAAAAUCAAAGCUGUUGCACGAGCCUUGCGAAGUGUUCAGCAAACUCCUAAACUUGCUGGACGUUGGCGCAAUGCCGCCGAUUCUAGUUCCUUCGCCUCUCGCUUACCCUACACCCACUACGAUUUCCCUGGAAGUCGCACUGAUAUACAUACAAGAGAUUUCACGGGAACAAUCAUACAAGAUGCUGCUCCAUCAGCACACACCCCGAGACCACGGCCGGCGCGUCGAGAAAGCACGACGAUUCUGAUGCACACUCCACCUCUGCCGGUUUCGGAGACACAACCUUUAAGAAGCAGACAAAAUGGACCCAUAGAACCGGGUCAAGCAUCUAGAAACUAUGGCAGCUUCGUCACUUCGCCAUCUCGACUUGUACAAUCCCCAGGCCAGGACCUGAUACCUCUCAAGUUGCCCGAUCCGGCAAUCGGCCCGGGUGUGGUACGUGCCCAAGAUCAACCAACCCCCAAUGAUGCACAGUCGAAGAAGCAGGUGAGGAUGAAGACACCUCCUUCUGAUUCCGAUGCCUACCACGUGGGAGCAACUCAAACUCCACAGAGGAAAGCUCUCAGCUUGCCCAGACACCUCUUUCAUUCCCACCGGACAGCUUCGUCCCCUCAAGCAAACACAGUGUCUACCAGCCCAUUUCUGAGACGCAUGCUCUCAGGUACUGGUAUAGGCACUCCGCCAAGUCUGGAUGUGCCUCUUGAGGCUUAUCAGGAGCUCGAUAACAAGCAAGAAGAAUUCUUUGAAUUCUUGGACAAAGAGCUGGAUAAGAUCGAAAACUUUUACAGCUUGAAAGAAGAAGAAGCAUCCCGUCGGCUCCAAGUGCUGAGGGCACAGCUGCAUGAAAUGAGGGAUCGUCGAAUGGAGCAAGUUCUGGCUGCUCAGAGAAAGGGAGAGCUGGACAACAAAGCCUUGGGGAAUCCGGAUUCGCUGCCGAACGGCCAUGGCCAAGAACAAGGUCCAGGAAUCUUCAAACCAUUCGGAGGCAUUGUCUCUCGACCAACCAAGAUCGGAAAGACUACCGAGGCCAUGACACAGCUUGGCACCCCUUCUGCUAGAGAAGAGGCAGAUCAUGAGGCUCGUCGGGAUUAUGUCACGCGGGUGGAUCCAAAUCAGCGAGUGCCUUACCGAUCAGCGAAAAGAAAGUUGAAAUUGGCUUUGCAAGAGUUCUACCGCGGGCUAGAACUCUUGAAAUCCUAUGCGCUCGUGAACAGAACAGCAUUUCGCAAAAUCAAUAAGAAAUAUGAUAAGGCUGUAAAUGCUCGCCCAACUGGACGUUACAUGAUGGAAAAAGUCAAUAGAGCUCACUUUGUCAAAAGUGACGCCGUGGAGAACAUUAUCGUGGCUGUGGAAGACCUUUACGCCCGAUACUUUGAGCGUGGCAACCGAAAGGUCGCUGUGGGCAAACUGCGCAGCAAAAUGUCCAAGUCAGGGGACUAUUCUCAGACUUCGUUUCGCAAUGGAGUGUGGCUGGCGGCCAGCGUCCCCCUCGCCAGCCAAGGACUGAUCUAUGCUUUUCAACACCUAAACCACCAUGACAACAAGGCAGUACGCUUACAAACUAGCUAUCUGCUACAGCUGUAUGGUGGUUAUUUUCUCGGAGUCCUUCUUUUCCUCCUCUUCGCCAUGGACUGCCGCAUCUGGACCCGCUCCAAGAUUAACUACAUUUUUGUCUUUGAAUACGACAGCCGGCAUGUGCUGGAUUGGAGAGAGCUUGCUGAGCUGCCCACCCUCUUCUUGUUCCUCGAGGGAUUAAUCGUCUGGCUCAACUUUCGGCAGAGCGGUGAAAAUGCCAUGUAUAUCUACUGGCCUGUCAUCCUCAUUGGUUUGACACUGAUUACCAUGUGCAUUCCUCUGCGAAUACUAUAUCACCGCAGUCGGAAAUGGUGGGGAUACUCCAACUGGCGUCUUCUGCUGGCCGGUCUAUACCCUGUUGAGUUCCGCGACUUCUUUCUGGGCGAUAUGUAUUGUUCAUUGACAUAUUCGAUGGGCAACAUUGCACUCUUCUUCUGCCUCUACGCUCAGAAGUGGACAGAUCCACCGAGGUGCAACUCGACUCACUCCCGACUGCUGGGGUUCUUUGCUACUCUUCCUGCCAUCUGGCGUGCUUUUCAGUGCAUUCGUCGAUAUUACGACUCCCGCAACUGGUUUCCACACCUUGCCAAUUGUGGCAAAUACACAUUCAGUAUCCUUUACUACAUGAGCUUGAGUCUGUAUCGGAUCGAUCGGACCGAUCCACUGCGUGCCCUCUUUAUCUUCUUCGCCACAAUCAAUGCGCUGUACUGCUCGGUAUGGGAUGUUGCGAUGGAUUGGAGCUUGGGAAACCCAUACUCAAUUCAUCCCUUCUUGCGCGACACCCUUGGCUACCGACGAGUAUGGGUAUACUACGUAGCCAUUUUUCUAGACCCCAUUCUUCGAUUUACCUGGAUAUUCUACGCCAUUUUCGGGCACGAAUAUCAACAUUCAACGCUUGUCAGUUUCCUCAUUGCACUUUCGGAAGUGGCCAGGAGGGGCAUAUGGGCGAGCUUUAGGGUCGAAAAUGAACACUGCAGCAACGUGGGUCGCUUCAGAGCUUCACGUGAUGUACCCUUGCCAUAUUCUAUCGAAUGUUCUCCUAGACGGAGCGGAGAAGCAGGAGGGCCAGUGGAGGGACAGUCGGCUACGGGAGCAGACCUAGAACAAGCAACCUCUACUUCGUCUUCAUCACUCCGCUUCAGGAAGACGAGACCUUCAUCAGCAAGCACGCCGGUAUCAAGAAGUAUCCAUCGUGUAGGCACAAUAAUCAACCAAGCUCAUAAACAAGAUUUUGAGAGGAAAAAUCGUUCAGGUAUCGUUGGGGAGAAUUCUGAAAAUGCACCUGCCAACAAGCAAGAUAGCUCAGACGAUGAUGACGACGAAAAUGACAAUCCUAGAGACGAGGAUGUUAAUGCAGAAGAUAUGCUGCAGGCGAGAGAAAUUAUUGACAGGGCACAGGGCUGA